UGUUUCCUGGACGGAACCUUUAUAUAUACAGUCUAUGGACGGAACAUGGCGAGUGGAGAAUCGGACACUGUCGCUGAAACCUGUGUUUUCUGUUUAAUCGCCAACAAUCAGGACAGAGAAACGGAAAUUAUCUCAGAGAACAAGUGGAUGGUGUGUUUCAGGGACAUUUACCCUGCUGCUCCUCACCACUACCUAGUUGUACCCAGACAGCACAUCCACAGCUACUUGUCGAUGGACAGCGGACACAUCGGCUUCAUUGAGAGGAUGGCUGAAAUGGGGAGAAAUGUACUUCGAGACCAAGGGAUCACUGAUAUGACGGACACAAGGCUGGGUUUCCACGUACCGCCCUACAUCUCAGUGGCUCACCUCCACCUCCACGUGCUCGCCCCCAGCAGCCAAAUCUCAGACGACAUGAUUUAUAAAUUCAUACCAGGGACCAGCUCUUUUAUUGCCGAAGAAGAUCUAUGCAAAGAGCUACGGAAACAUUCUUCACCACUGCGGAAAGCUGAAAGGCAUUUAAAGAUGAUUAAAGAACGUUUAUUACUGUAUUUCUACCUGUUUGUUGUAUGGUUUUUAUGGAACACAGAUUAUUUAAGAAUACAGGAUGCACCACGUAUGCAUACGGUCAUUUGAA
Molecule: messenger RNA, 634 nt
Organism: Platichthys flesus (European flounder)
Lineage: Eukaryota; Metazoa; Chordata; Actinopteri; Pleuronectiformes; Pleuronectidae
Product: adenosine 5'-monophosphoramidase HINT3-like
Exons: 5
Coding region: 46-633 (195 amino acids)
Molecular function (GO): catalytic activity
Source: RefSeq, a predicted model, not a curated record